AUGGCCUCAUCAAGUUCAAACUCUAAUAUUCCAUUAUCCACUUUUGUUGAUCAAUUUGUGAUCGAUAUCCAUAACAUCUGCAGCAAUGAUACCCCUGUUCGUAUUCGUGUGUUCAAAGUGCCAGAGUCUCUAAGCGCUUCCAAGCCCGAAGCUUACUUCCCUCAGAAAGUAGGCUUAGGACUACUCCAUCAUAAUCGGUCCGAGAUUGGAGCAAUGCAGAUGUACAAGCUUGAUGUGGCAAGGAGAGCUCAUAAGGCAUUCGGAGGCAUUAAGUUCGGUGAACUCACUGAGCAACUCAUGAAGCAAGUACCAUUUAUCCGUGCUAGUUACCCGACGUACUUGAGCUACAAUGAUUCUGCAAUAGCAUAUAUAAUGGCGGUUGAUGGUUUGUUUUUGUUCAAGUUGCUUUCUAAUUUUUUCGCCUCCGUAUGGUUUGAUCAUCAGUAUCGAUCAAAAACAGUCAUACUUCUUCCUGAUCAUCACGACCAUGAUCUGACCCCUCCAGAUAUUUUGCUUAAUUUGGUUAAAAGAGAAGAUGCUAGAUUGGAUCAGGAUGGGAUGAUCCUUAGAGACACAGUGAUGCUCGAGAACCAAAUUCCACAGUUUGUUCUCAAGGCUAUCUUGCACAUGGAAUGCUCAGAGAAACAGUCUCAUCCUGCCGUUGAAAACUAUGUGAAUCGAAUGUUGCUCGGUUAUUGUAGGACACUCUCUCCCUUCCACUUGUUUGACGUACCUUUAUCAGCAUUUAAUGGUGAUCAUGAUCAUUUGUUGGCUCUUUUGUACCUAUUGAUUAUGUCGCCGCCCGAAAGUCUUGUAGGUGGCUUAGACCAGCCAGUAGCAGGCGUUGGAGGGCCUUUGAGGUCUACAAUCCUGGAAGUAUUGGGUGGAUUAUUAACAGAUCUACUAGGCAAUAUUGGAACACUCAUUGACCCGGUGAUACGUGUAGUACCUGAGCUUCCGUGGUCUGAAAUAUUUCAACGCAAAGCUCAAGUUACGGAGGACAUCUUGAUUCCUACUGCGUCACACCUUUGCGCGGCUAAAGUGAAUUUUCAGUCAACGUACAACAUCACAACCAUUGAGUUUGACCGUGAAAGAAUUUCACUUCGGCUCCCCGCCAUUAAAGUAGGGGUUAACUCGGAGGUUGUAAUUAGAAACUUAGUGGCAUAUGAAGCAUUGUCCAAGUCAGAAGAUGAGCCUUUACUUUUUGCACGGUACAUUCAACUCAUGAGUGGGAUUAUAAAGACUGCGGAUGAUGUGAAGCUACUCAGGGAUCAAGGUAUUAUAGACUACAAGUCCAUGGAGGAUGACGAAGAAAUUGUGAAAAUAUUCAGUAGAUUAAUGAGUACGCCAGUACGAGUAAUUCAUCCCAAAAAGAAAAAGGCAGCAAAAGAUGAUGAUGAAUACAUAGAAAAGGCCAUUGAAGGUGUUAACGAGUACUACAAUGGGUUACGAAAGGUUAAGGCUCACAAAAUCAUCAAGAAGUGGGUGUCAAGUUUAUGGCAAAUGCGCACUCUUUUUGCUGCAAUCUUGCUCUUGUCACUAGUGGCUCUCCAGACGUAUUGCUCCGUCUUCGGUUGUUCUCGUAUCUCCAACAAGACCAACCAAUAG
This is a messenger RNA of Corylus avellana, 1608 nucleotides long. Its product is annotated as putative UPF0481 protein At3g02645. The record is from RefSeq and is a predicted model, not a curated record. Lineage: Eukaryota; Viridiplantae; Streptophyta; Magnoliopsida; Fagales; Betulaceae.